UGCUGCUUCCCACCGCCGACAGCUGGGACCUCAGCCACAAAGGCAGCGAUGCCGUGUUCCCACUGAGGGCUCUGCAGGUGCCCGGACAAUCUGCUCCCCCGCCGGCACCUUGGCAGCUGUCUCGGUGCCCAGGACCUGGCUGGCGCUUUCCCUGUCUCCACCGACCCCUCCCCGGUGACGGCGCUUCUGGGCUCCGACGUGCUCCUGACAUGCAGCUUCCCCAUGGCGCCGCACGGUGGGGUGAGGGACCAGACGCUGCUGGUCAGCUGGUACUUCCAGGACGAGAGAGUGGCGGAGUUGGACGGCAUCUCCAUCAGCAUCCGGGUGGGCACCAUCCUGUUCUCCCAGCAGCAGGGACACACCCAGGCCCCACUGCUCCUGCCCGGCGUCACGCUGGCCGACCAGGGCCGCUACCGCUGCUCCGUGCGCUACGCUGGGCAGCACGGGGAGGGGAAGGUCCAGGUGCAAGUUGCAGCGCUGCCGCGGGUCGAGGUGCCCAGCCCCGUGGUGCAGAGGGAGGAGGACAGUGUCCUGGUGUGCUGCGUGCGGGGGUUUUAUCCCCAGCACAUCGCAGUGUCCUGGCUCCGGGACGGGCGGGAGCUAAACGCCUCCUUCAUCUCUGCCGCGCGCCGGGGGCACCGGGACGAGACCUUCAGCCUGGUGACCGUCUACAGAUUCACCCCCACGGAGCAGGAUCUGGGGGCGCUCUUAUCCUGCCGGGCAUGGCACCCCCUGCUGAACCAGUCCCGCCAGGCUGACUUCCGGAUCGCCUUCAGGGAUGGUGGAGCAAAUGAUGGAGCAGGCGACGGAGCAGAUCUGGGACCCCCUGUGUCAGAAGUUCCAGUGGGCUCGGGAGGCGAUCUCCUCGCGGAGCAGAUAGGAGGAUCCCACUGCUGCCUGCAGCACCAUGACUCUCCAUCCCGCAGCGCUGUCUGUGCCUCCAGCACCCCCCUCGGCCUGUGGGCAUCCCGUGCUCCGGCCUCCCAGCAGCCACUUCCUGCCCUUACUGCUCCGGGGAGUGACUGAGCUGCUGGCCGCAGCAGGAGCUCUCUGCACAGACACAGCCUGUGUCCUCUCUGCUACCGUCAUAGGCUCCUGUGUGGUCGCCCCCAUGUCCCCGGCCCCUCGCUGUGUCCGGUGUGUGGGCGGGGUGUGGUUUUCUCUCUGAUCAGUGCUGAGGCCAGCAGGGAAGCUGUCUCUCUGCACGCCCUGUGCAGCUGUUGUUACUGGGCUGUGACCCCUCCCUGAUCCCCGCGGACCCUUCUGCUGGGAACCAGCGCUCGGGCCAGGUGUCGCCUGGGGCCAGCUGGGUCCUGCUCCUCCCUGCCUGGCACACACAGGUUAGCCUUUGCCCCCUGACCCGAGUGCAGGUGAUCUGCUGAAUGAUCAUUUAUAUCUGAGAACGAGUUCAGCUGCUUGUUAAAUUCGCGCAAAUAAAACUAAGAGUGCUCUGCAGGUAGGAGGAAGUGAAGGGACGGCAAGAUCCCUUUGCAAUGGGUUUCACAGGGACCUGCAGUCAGGUGUUGCUGGAGGAGGCCUGGUGUUAGCACAGGGCCACGUGAGCACUAACAAACCCUAGCUUGAGUGAGGAGCCUGGGGCCAGAAGAUUGAGCCACAGGGCUUGGGAUGGACUAGCAACCCGGGCACAGCUUUAUGCAGCCAGACCCCUCAUUUGCGCUCCAGAGACCCCUCCAGCUGUGCAAACGCUUACAAUUGUCCAAGCCCCAGGAAUGGCAAACGUGGGCACGUGGCCAAGACAUAAUCACACGUGGGGAACCAAACCCAGCUCUCAGGGGGAUCUCGGGCCGGCAGGGUGGUGGCGCCCUUAACGCUUAUCUCACCGGAAAAGGAACCCCUGGCUUGCGGACCUGUGAGUGUUCGUGGUGCAGAUCCUGCUUCAAUGCUUGUCUCUCUAGUUCUGUGACUUUGCUCGUACUGAUCACGGCGUUAAUAAAACUCAGACAGUCUCAGUGCGUCUCACACACUCAGCUUCACCAUCGCUCUCUGCGUAGCCAGCAGAGAACGAACCUGUCGUUAGUGACAAGUGUCUCUGGCAUUGCCUGUGCCCGGCCGGGCCCUGCUGAGCCCCACCCUGGCACGGUCCCUCGGGGCAGAGUCACAGGCCAGCAGGGCAAGGUCCAGGCAGCCCGGAGCACUCUGCAGUUCAUGCCAUUGGAGCAAAA
Messenger RNA from Dermochelys coriacea (leatherback sea turtle), 2183 nucleotides. Its product is annotated as natural cytotoxicity triggering receptor 3 ligand 1-like. The record is from RefSeq and is a predicted model, not a curated record. The transcript is spliced from 5 exons. The coding region runs from base 223 to 1026 and encodes 267 amino acids. Lineage: Eukaryota; Metazoa; Chordata; Testudines; Dermochelyidae.